This is a messenger RNA of Notodromas monacha, 3728 nucleotides long. Lineage: Eukaryota; Metazoa; Arthropoda; Ostracoda; Podocopida; Cyprididae. The record is from the annotation of a GenBank genome assembly.
GUCGAUGAAAUGUCUGAUGGAUCCUUUGAAGUUAUCAUCGCGUGAAAGUUAUUCGUCAGUGCUCGAAGUGAAAUAGUCAGAUGUUUUCCACAUUCCUUUCAAGUUCAGAAGUAUGCCUUGCUUCCAUCCUUAUUCUCUUGGUCCACUCGACGCUAGCAACUACGCUAGGAGGUAAUAAUAAAAUCAAUGUCAAGGAUCCCAGGAUUCAAGAGAUUUUGGAAUGGACGGAAUCGUUCAUUGACCGCGAAACCAACAGCGUGAAUUCUGUGAAGCUUUUUUCUGUGAUCGACGCAAAGAAGCAGAUCGUUUCGGGAGUGAAGUAUGAUUUCGACCUCGAGCUGGCACACACAAGCUGUCCGAAAAUUUCUGCUAAUGAUUCUAAAAAUUGUGGGUUCGACCAUUCCUUGCCUCAUGUUGCUUGCAAAAUUCAAGUUUACGAUCAACCUUGGACGAAGACCAGGAAGGUGUUAAAGUUCUCCUGCUCUGAUUCUCCAACGGUUGAACCGUUCAUGAAGAAGUUCGAGACAUUCGAGAAGAGGCAUAAAAAAGAAUACAGCCCUGAGGAACGGAAACGUCGUUUUGCAAUUUUCAAAGAGAACAUGUUGAAGAUUGCGGAACUGCAGAAAAAUGAGCAAGGAACCGCAAAGUACGGACCCACCAAAUUCGCGGAUUUGAGCGAAGAAGAGUUCAAAAAGCAGUUUCUUGGAUUUCGUCCGGAUUUGAAAUCCUCAUCGCCGCUUUGGCCAGUAGCAGAUGUCGCGGACAUUGAAAUUCCCGAAGCUUUUGAUUGGAGAGAUCAUGAUGCUGUCACUCCAGUAAAAAAUCAGGGAUUCUGUGGAUCAUGCUGGGCAUUUUCAGUGACGGGAAAUGUGGAAGGUCAAUGGGCAAUCAAGCGUGGCAAGUUGAUCGAACUGUCGGAACAAGAGCUUGUAGACUGCGACACUCUUGAUCAGGGCUGCAACGGAGGAUUGAUGGAGAAUGCGUAUAAAUCUCUUGCGAAACUUGGUGGUUUGGAAUCUGAGGCGGGAUAUCCUUACGACGGACGUGGGGAAUCUUGCAAGUUCAAUAAAACCGCCGUUCGAGCGUCUGUGACUGGCGGAUUUGUUUUGCCGAAGAAUGAAACUCUGAUGGCGCAAUGGUUGGUUCGCAAUGGGCCCAUUUCCAUCGGAAUCAACGCGAAUGCUAUGCAGUUUUAUUUUGGAGGUGUGAGCCAUCCAUGGAAAGCUUUGUGCAGCGCAGGAAGUCUCGACCACGGCGUCCUCAUCGUCGGGUACGGCGUCCACAGUGUGAGCCAUCCAUGGAAAGCUUUGUGCAGCGCAGGAAGUCUCGACCACGGCGUCCUCAUCGUCGGGUACGGCGUCCACAGUGUGAGCCAUCCAUGGAAAGCUUUGUGCAGCGCAGGAAGUCUCGACCACGGCGUCCUCAUCGUCGGGUACGGCGUCCACAAAACGAAAUUCUUGCAUCGUGAGCUGCCGUACUGGAUUGUCAAGAACAGUUGGGGACGUGGCUGGGGCGAAAAAGUUGGUUACCUUUCCAAGAAUUUCCUUCUCGAUUACCGAAGAAAACGUCCGAUUCAUGGUUACUACCUGGUUUACCGUGGAGACGGAACUUGCGGAGUGGACCAGGAAGCCUCUUCGGCGACAGUUAUGUAGGGUUGUGUACGAAAUGAAAACAAAUUUUACCGGUGAUCAUUUGUGGCAAAUCUUCGCGUCGACGCCCAGUGUUGGCGUACGCGAUGUGCUGUCGUUGCUCUCCCACAUUCGCGUUCUCAACGGGUCAUCUCGACGUGUCAGCAUUGUUGCACGGAAAUAUGUAGUUUUUUUCCUUUCGCUUUCGGCUUUUCCCCCGAGCGGAAAAAGUGUCACUGUGUCGUCUUACGAGCGUUUUACUAAUUUUUUUGGUGGGAGACAUUUUUUUUAAUCGCAGGACUGAAGAAAGAAAAAAAGGGGCUUGUGUGGUGCUUGUCCGCAAAUUAUAUCUUCAGCAAAAAGUUAAAAAAAAAAUUCUACCCUCGGCUUAGCUCAUUUAUCUUGGAGGUCCAGUGAAAUUGAGGUAUUAUGAAGCAGCUAGACAAGGCAAAUGGACAAGAUUUGCCGACAUUGUAUGGAUACUACACGGAAGGAGGGAUCGUUAGUGGCUUGGAAGAAGAUGGAACUCAAUUCCUGCUCAAUGGGAAACGAAUCCAAUUGAUCAGCGGAUCAGUGCACUAUUUUCGGAUUCACCCGGAUUACUGGAGGUCGAGUUUGAGGAAGCUGAAGGCAUGUGGAAUGAACGCUGUGAUCACAUACGUUCCCUGGAACUUGCACGAACCGGUGAAGGACGUGUACGAUUUCGGAGAAGGGGAUAAUGACAUGUCGUUGUUCUUGGAUUUGGACUCUUUCUUGAGAAUUGCUCGGGAAGAGGAAUUAUUCGUGAUUGUUCGACCCGGGCCGUACAUAUGCUCAGAAUGGGAUUUCGGUGGGCUGCCGAGUUACCUAUUGCGUGAUCCUGAGAUGAGGGUUCGAACAGCGUAUCCCGGCUAUAUGGAUAGAGUGAGCGAAUUUUACCAACGAUUGGUGCCGAUUCUGAGACUUCACCAGUGGAUGCCGGGAAAUGCAGGCCCCAUUAUUGCUGCUCAGAUAGAGAAUGAAUAUGGAGCCUUUAUCAGAUUGAGUGGCAUCGAAAGAGAUACAGUGUAUUUGGAAGGCGUGAGGGACCUGAUGAUCAAUAAUGGGCUGGAUAAAAUAUACUUUUUCUUUUCGGAUUCGCCUGCAUCGACAGGAUUGGAUGGUGCAUUGGAUGGUUAUCUGAUGACAGCGAAUUUCCAAGGAUCAGCUGAAGCUCAAUUCAACGCGCUGGAACAACUGCAACCCCUUCGUCCUUUAUGGGCGAUGGAACUCUGGGCUGGUUGGUUUGAUCACUGGCUGGAAGGCGCUCAUAACACAUUUCCUAUAGAAACGACGUUGGAGGACCUCCGAGUAAUCUUCUCUCGAAACGGAUCCGUCAAUUUUUACAUGUUCCAAGGCGGCACUAAUUUCGGUUUUCUCAACGGUGCCAACAGCAUUGUACCCACUUUUCCUAAUUACAUACCAGAUACGACCAGUUACGAUUACGAUGGGUGUAUCUCGGAAAGUGGUGAUUACACUGAAAAGUACGAAGCCGUGUGCUCUUUUAUGCAAGCAAAUACUAUCAAUCCACCGAUUGCUUUGCCUGAACGGCCUCUUGAAACUUCGAAAAUGGCACCUGUUGCUAUUCCGGUUUCGUCUUAUUUGACACUUGACGACCUGCUAUCACAGAAUGUGCCAUUGUAUACGGAGGAGAAAUUGGUCAACAUGGAGAACUUGGGGACCAGUGAAAUAGACGGACAAGACUACGGUUUUCUGCUCUAUAGAAAAACAGCCAUUCUGCCAGCCGGUGAAAAUAUUAUCACGUUUGCGACGGAAACCAGGGACAUGGUUACCGUUAUGAUUGAUGGUGUUCAUCAGAUCGGACCACUGACGACUGAAGAUGAUCUCCUUGGACCCGGUUAUUGGUAUGCAAGAGAACCAACUCUGACCGUCGUCGGGGAAGAUCGUAGCGUAACACUGGACUUCCUUGUGGAAAACCUGGGAAGGGUGAAUUAUGGAGCCGCUUCUGUGUAUGAGCACCAACAGAAGGGGUUGAUUGGCGGCAAUAUUUUGCUGAACGGAGAACCCUUGAGCGUCUGGGAAACGAGGCCAUUGACAUUCAAGGCUAAUUGGGUGAAACAG